This is a messenger RNA of Lagenorhynchus albirostris (white-beaked dolphin), 1925 nucleotides long. It is a transcript of the gene SNX5, whose product is annotated as sorting nexin 5. Gene Ontology annotation, cellular component: endosome. NCBI's taxonomy places the organism in Eukaryota, Metazoa, Chordata, Mammalia, Artiodactyla, Delphinidae. The transcript has 13 exons. Gene Ontology annotation, molecular function: phosphatidylinositol binding; dynactin binding. Gene Ontology annotation, biological process: intracellular protein transport; pinocytosis. The record is from RefSeq and is a predicted model, not a curated record. The coding region runs from base 171 to 1925 and encodes 584 amino acids.
UGGGGCUGCUGGGACGGUGGAGGAGUCGCGAGGCCUCCCGCCGCCGUCGGGCAGAGAGGCUGGCGGAGGCGGGGCCGCGGCCGCCCUCGAGACGAGCCCUGGCGGCGGCGGCGGCCCAGCUUCUUCUCUCCUCGCACAGCCAGGCGGCCACGCUCGAGGCCCGCGUCGCCAUGGCCGCGGUUCCCGAGUUGCUGCAGCAGCAGGAGGAGGACCGCAGCAAGCUGAGAUCUGUGUCAGUGGACCUGAAUGUUGAUCCCUCGCUUCAGAUUGACAUACCUGAUGCACUCAGUGAGAGGGAUAAAGUCAAAUUUACGGUGCACACCAAGACCACGCUGCCCACGUUUCAGAGCCCAGAGUUUUCUGUUACAAGGCAACAUGAAGACUUUGUGUGGCUACAUGACACUCUUAUUGAAACUACAGACUACGCUGGGCUUAUUAUUCCGCCCGCGCCUGCAAAGCCUGACUUCGACGGCCCUCGAGAGAAGAUGCAGAAACUGGGAGAGGGUGAAGGGUCUAUGACCAAAGAAGAAUUUGCCAAGAUGAAGCAAGAGCUGGAAGCUGAGUAUCUUGCGGUCUUCAAGAAGACUGUGUCUUCCCAUGAAGUCUUUCUUCAGCGGCUCUCCUCUCACCCUGUUCUCAGUAAAGAUCGCAACUUUCACAUUUUCCUGGAAUAUGAUCAAGAUCUAAGUGUUAGGCGGAAAAAUACCAAAGAGAUGUUUGGUGGCUUUUUCAAAAGUGUGGUGAAAAGUGCUGAUGAAGUUCUUUUUUCAGGAGUUAAGGAAGUAGAUGACUUCUUUGAGCAAGAGAAGCAUUUCCUCAGUAACUAUUACGAUAGGAUCAAGGGUUCCUGUGCAAAGGCUGACAGAAUGACCAGCGCUCAUAAAAAUGUAGCAGACGAUUACAUCCACACCGCAGCCUGCUUGCAUAGCCUGGCUUUAGAAGAGCCCACGGUCAUCAAAAAGUACCUAUUGAAGGCGGCUGAGCUAUUUGAAAAACUUAGGAAAGUAGAGAGUCGAGUCUCCUCAGAUGAAGACUUAAAGCUGACAGAGCUCCUCCGAUACUACAUGCUCAACAUAGAGGCUGCUAAGGAUCUCUUAUACAGACGCACUAAAGCCCUCAUUGACUAUGAGAAUUCAAACAAGGCGUUGGAUAAGGCCCGGUUAAAAAGCAAAGAUGUCAAGCUGGCUGAGGCACACCAGCAGGAAUGCUGCCAGAAAUUUGAACAGCUUUCUGAAUCUGCAAAAGAAGAGCUAAUCAAUUUCAAACGAAAGAGAGUGGCAGCAUUUAGGAAGAAUCUGAUUGAAAUGUCUGAACUGGAAAUAAAGCAUGCCAGGAUAUCCAAAUUUACUGGGCAUCCUGCAUUUUUAUUUGCAAAGUCUGGCACCCGGAAUGCAGCUAGUACAGCUGAGGAAGUGAGUUUUUUCUUUUUUCUUUCCCACAGCUUGUGGGAUCUUGGUUCCCCAGCCAGGGAUCGAACCUGGGCCACAACGGUGAAAGUACCGAGUCCUAACCACUGGACUGUCAGGGAAUUAGCAAGAAGUGACUUUUCAAUUUAUAAAAAUUUGAAUAAACAGCCACAUGUUUCUGGUGGCUACUGUAUUGGCCAGUGUCCUCUAGAGAAAGCCAGGUCCAGUCAUUCACCCCAGGACAGUUGCGGCUCCCCAGCUGAGGCCCCAGACGAUGUGUUACAGAGACAAGCUGUCCCCCUAGGCCCUGAGUCCUUGACCCACAGAAUCCCUGAGCGCGGUAAGAUGGUGCUUGUUUCAUGCGCUAAAUUUGUGGUCAUUUGUAGCUGGAACUCCCUCAGUCCUCCAGGAACCCAGCUCACUUCCACCCCGGGCCCUGAGCUGGAAUGUUCUCCCACACGUCCUUCACUCCUUUCCUCACAUGCUUCCAGUCUUUGCUCAGAUCUUGCCUUUCAUUGA